Molecule: messenger RNA, 1970 nt
Organism: Asterias rubens (European starfish)
Lineage: Eukaryota; Metazoa; Echinodermata; Asteroidea; Forcipulatida; Asteriidae
Product: homeobox protein Mohawk-like
Exons: 6
Coding region: 290-1504 (404 amino acids)
Biological process (GO): regulation of transcription by RNA polymerase II; cell development
Cellular component (GO): nucleus
Molecular function (GO): DNA-binding transcription factor activity, RNA polymerase II-specific; RNA polymerase II cis-regulatory region sequence-specific DNA binding
Source: RefSeq, a predicted model, not a curated record
ACUGUACAAUACAUGUAAACUUGUUUGCAAACAGAGAACAUGUUCUUAUGUUGUUGUGAGUGUUGCGUGACCAGCUAUAGUUCUUUGUCACGUCAAAACUUCAAGCCUCAUUGUCUGUGUUCCAACAUCAUUGACGAUAAAACAUCUUGUUGUUACACCAUUGGAGCAGGCUUACAUCGGUUAAGUAGUUUACAAUCUGCAUCUUCAAACUCUGGUUUUUAACGGAAAAAAUUUGUUAUUAUCAAGUACUGAAGUUAGUAACUCUGUUGGAAGUUUAAAAGUCGACACUAUGGCGAAUUUAGUCACUUACGUGACACAAAAUGAACGGCAUGUUUUGGAAGAUCGCGACACAUUCGUGAUGAAUCUGGUAAACUCUGACAAUUUUUUGAACAUGGGCCUGGCGGAAGAUGUAAGGAGUGACAGUUUAGACACCUCUGACUUGGGAGGACAACAAACGCAACAGGAUGUCAUGUCAACAGAAACUAGACUUGAUGACUGUGGUGUCUCUAGUGGUGAGCGUGAUUUGAGCUGCUCGAACCACGGAUUGCCGAACAAGGAGCAGGGAGCGAGGAGUACGCGGAGCAGGCGCCAUAACACGUUAAUAGGAGACCGUCCAACUCACAGAAGACGUUCCGUAAACGACAUGACGAAACGUCUCAAAUCUUGGCUCUACGACCACAAAGACAACCCCUAUCCAACGAAGAAUGAUAAACUCACCUUGUCCGAAUCUUCUGAGAUGACCUUAAUACAGGUGUCCAACUGGUUUGCCAACGCCAGACGCCGCCUCAAGAACACCGUUGGGCAAUCGGGUCUCACUUGGAAGAACAGAAUUAAACUUUACAAUCAACAAGCCCGGGGAAAUGCAGAUCAAGUCAGCCUUGCAAGCUCAGGGUCGGGUGAAACUGAAGCUGAUUUUACAGCUGAAGGUGAAAUGCCUGCUUUAAGUCCUCUCAACACAGAUACAUCGAGCUCACCUAGCAACAACCAAUCACAGGCGUUCACUGCGCCCUCUACGGUGAUGAGAGUAGAUCCCGAGUGUUUCCCCCAAUCUCCUGCAUCAUCUCAGGUCGAGGUGUUCACAACCGAAUCAGCGCAUCUGCAUAAAUUCAAGCAAAACAUUCUGCACCGGUACCUCCAUGACUCGGUCCAGCACCAACAUUUCCAAUAUGGCGCUCUCCGGUCAGGAACAAAGACGCCCUCAACGGUCCGUGUGUUUAACAACAGAGAUUCGAUAGGCUCGACGGGUGAUUUCGAGGAUGUAUCGAGUACUUCACCUAACAGUACAGGAAGUGACGGCAAUCAGUCAAUAUUUCAAGAUGGGCGUUCACCUUACGAUAUAGACUUCCAGGGUAUGUCAGUUGGUCAGAUGUCUCAAAGUGAAGAAGCAAUGCCGCAAACAAUGGAAGGCAAUGAUACGUAUAGGAAGGAGCUAGUAGCGGCAAUGGUACUAACAAAUAUGGCCCGGGCGAAACGUCACUUACUACCGCUAGGAAUGAUGCCGUAGUCUGUUUGUGUGCUUAGAGACACAGCGUCAGCAGAAUUAUGUGUGAACGUUUCGUCUGGUGUUUGAUGACCAUUAAUAUCAUGUAUAAAUUCGCAUCAAACAUAAUUUGGCGAGGUUUGCGGUAGCACCAUGUGUAAAUCUCUUUCGAGUAUCGGUGGUGCUGAACCGGUGGUUGACAACUCCAGAGUUGAGAGUUGUCAACCACCGGUUCCUUUUCAGAACCACGAUUCUUAUAAUCGAUUUGCACAUAAUGGUGCUAUUGCAAACUUCACCUAAUAAAAUCUCCACCGGGCGAAGUUUAAAAUCCUACUUAUCAAAAAUACAGUCGUUCAUUGGUUCAUGCUGGAAGAGAGAGGCCAUUGGCUGAUUGCAAAGUAAUAAUUUACAGCUCUUGGUGCGCACCUGGCCCAAUUUCAUAGAGCUGCUAAGCACAAAAAUUUGCUUAGCAUGAAAUUGUUGCCUUGAU